Acanthosepion pharaonis is the source of this 1965-nucleotide messenger RNA. NCBI's taxonomy places the organism in Eukaryota, Metazoa, Mollusca, Cephalopoda, Sepiida, Sepiidae. The record is from the annotation of a GenBank genome assembly.
AUGUUCGAUUUAGAAGAAUUGCAUUGUAUAUAUUUUCUUUUUAUUUGUAUUUGUGUCUUCCUUUUCUCUGUUUAUUUACUCUUUCUUUCUAUUUUCGCCAUGACCUUAUCUUUGUUUCCAUUAUCUUUCAGUUUUCUUCUCCUUUUCUUUGUCUUCAUGUCUAUUUUCUUUCUUUCUUUAACUUUCUCUGACUCCACAACCCUUGUAUCUAUCGAUUUUCUUUCUACCUUUAUGAUUGCCAAAUCUUUAAUCACAUUUUCUCUUUCCUCUGUCUACCAGCUUUCGAUUUCACUUCAAUUCAUCCUUGAACUCAAUCAUUUUCAAUUUUACUGCUCUUCUCUCUCCAUAAAUCCAAUACCCGUCGACCCCUCUUUACAUUUUUUGUUCUCUUUUUCAUCAAACCCUCCGUGUCUCAAUUUCUUUUACCAUUCAUCUUUACACUCUCUAUCAUCUCUCUCUCGUUCUCUCUCUCUCAAUCUCUCUCUCUCUCUCUCUCUCUCCAUCAACCAAAUACAUUCUGAUUUGGCGAUUUGCCCACCUUUGCAUUUUUCAAACCGUCUGUCCAAGGCUACAGCCCGAGAACGGAUAUUCUUUUUCUACGCCCACCAUUUAUCACCUUCACUGCAAAGAAAACCCAAAGAAAAGCCGGGAGCGGUGGACAAAGAUCCAUUUUUACCCCCAUCAUACCUCGACUCCUACAGAAACUUUCUACACAAGCCGCAUUUUAUGGAGGGGAAGAGUUCAGUUUAUGUUCAUUUUUUUAUCUCCCUUUUAUCUUUUUUUUCAAAUUCUUUACACUUGUUUCUUUUAUCUUCUUUUUCUUCUUAUUUAAUUCUUUAUUUUUCUCUUUUUAUCCUUUUUCCUUCGUUUUUUAAUUUUUAUCUUCCUUCCAAUUCUUCUUGUCCGGUUCAUCUUAUUAAUUCCUCCUCUCCUUAUGGUUCUUUCCAUUUUCUUCUUGGCGCUUUUUUUCUCCUCAUUUUUCUUUUUUUUCUUCGUUUCUUCUUUAUCUUCCUUCAGCUUUUCCUCAUCUUCUUACGUUUCCACUUCUUUUUCUCCUUUUCUUUAUUCCUUUCAUAUUUUUUUUAUUUUUCAUUUAUUUUUCUUCUAAUUUUCUUCAUUUUUUCAUCUCAGUUUUAUCUUUUUUCGUUUCCUCAUCUUUUUCCUACUUAUCCUUUAAUCUUUCUCAUUUCAUUUAAUUUCUUCUAUCGUACAAGUUUUACUUCUUUGGUUCUUCUUUUUCACCUUCUCUUUCUUCUUUUUCCGUUUCUUCCUUUUCUUAAUUUUUCUCUUUUUUCUUCUCUUUAUUUCAUAGUAUUCCUCUCGUUUUUCAUUCUUUUUUCUUUCUCUUUUUUCCUUUCCUUUCUGCAUUUUCCUCGCUUUCCUCUUUAUCUUUCUUUGUUUCUUCUUCUCUUCUUUGUCCUCUUUUCACUUAAACCUUCUCUUUCUUUUUCCUUCGCCCGUUUCUUCUUUUUCCUCACUUUCCUCUUUUGUAAUUCUUCGCUCCUAUUAUACUGUCUUUCCCUUUUUACUAUUUUCCCUUUUUUUGUUCCCUAUUAUUUUCUCUUUCUUCUCUUUUUCUUCUUUUUCUUUCCCUUUCCACCUAAUUUCUAUUUUUUUCUUUACCUUUUUUUUUCUUUGACUUUUGUUUUUCCUUGCUUUUGUAAUAUCUUUCUUUCCCAUCUCUUUCUUUUCUCUCCUUCUGCUUUGUUUUCUCUUUCUUUUCUACCCUUCUUCUCUUCUUCUUAUUCUCUUCAUUUUUUCUCCUCCUCUUUCUUCCUCAUUCUCCUAUUCUUCCUCUCUUUCUUCCAUUCUACUUCUUUUUCUUCCUUUAUCUCUUUCUUUCAUUCUUCCUCUCUCUCAUCAUAUUUAGUAUCUUACUGUACAUACAUUUUUUUUUUAUUCCUUUCACAGCAAGGUUCCUGCCAUUCUUUCUUCACUCAAAGAUUUCUUUUUUUACUCUUCUGA